Molecule: messenger RNA, 1062 nt
Organism: Ixodes scapularis (black-legged tick)
Lineage: Eukaryota; Metazoa; Arthropoda; Arachnida; Ixodida; Ixodidae
Product: zinc finger BED domain-containing protein 4-like
Exons: 1
Coding region: 1-1062 (353 amino acids)
Molecular function (GO): protein dimerization activity
Source: RefSeq, a predicted model, not a curated record
AUGUUCUCACCAGAUGGAACAGCACAUUCUACAUGGUUGAGCGACUCUGAGCAGCGGAGAGCUGUCAGCGAGUUCUUCGAAGACAGCACGAAGCACUACCUUGCGCCACGGCAAUGGGCUCUGCUCAAGACCAUGGCAACCGUUUUGAAGCCGUUUGAGGAGGCAGCACGCCUCUUCUGCAUGGACACGUCGACGCUGGGACAAGUGUUGCCCCUCCUCACAUUCAUCGAGAGAACAGUCAGCCACACUACGACAGGUGCAGAGCUGGACACCCCGGCGUCCUGCCUUGCGUCAUGCCUGCUCAAUGAACUGAGCCUCAGUCGACAUUUGAAUGCUGUGAAGACAGAUGUUCAGUACUGGGCUGCUACCCUACUGGAUCCUCGUUUCUGGGACACACUUUCCACUCGCACAAGCGAAGAGGCCUCUGCAUCCCCAAAAUUGGAAAUUGUGCGAAGCUACCUACAGCAGAGACUCCAGGAUGUCCAUAGCCAGGCAUGCAAGGACAAGAGUGCGGCUGAAUCAUCACCCCAGAGCGCCCCCAGCACCUCCUCAGGCAGCUCACCACCCAGUAAUUUUCACUCAUGGUAUAACACAUCAAGCACAACAACUCCCAGGCCACGACAGGAAAGGCGGCAAACCAUAACGGUCGUCAAGGCGCAACUUGAUGCCUUCCUGGAAGACGAGGAAGUGGAAUGCUACAACUCGCAGAGCAAUCCCACCGUCUACUGGGAGAAAAAGCGGUACCUGUGGCCUGACCUGUACACCGUAGCUGUUGGAUACCUUGCCUGCCCUCCAACCAGUGUGUACUCCGAGAGGGUAUUCAGCACUGCAGGAGCCAUCGUGACCGACAGAAGGAACCGUCUCACACCGAAGAAUGUGGCAACCCUCAGUUUCAUUCGCAUGAACAGGGAAUGGAUCCCCAACAUUCUGCCUGCAAGAGUAGCCAACAGCCUCAGCAGUGCAGCAGAGACAGCACAGGCCAGCGCAGCUGAGGAGGAACUGUCUGAACCGGAAGAAGAGCCUUUUCUGGAAAAGAUGAUCUUUGAGAGUGGCGACUGCUAA